UCUUCUAAAUCUUUAUUAAUUCCUUGAUUAAAUAAAAAAAAUUCAGAUCUAUGACAAAGUCUUUCAAUUCAAUAUCAUUUCAUUAGGUUGAGAAUCCAUCCUUUGAACUUCACUUUGUACUUGUAUUUUGUAAUAAAAAAACUAAAACCAAUAAUCCGAGCAUUUGAUAAACAUAUUAGCAAGUACAACUAACCUACAAGCAUUUAGUAUUAGCCUUGUUGCACAGCACCAACUACUUUGUCUUUGGCAACAUCCAGGAAAUCACUUGAGCCUGGUUUUAUUGCCUUACUUCUCUUUUUGGUGUCUUCGUUUGUCGUUUUGGUCUAGGGAGGAGCCUGUUUUAUUGCACCAAUUUCUCUCUUUGGAUCAUUUGAUGUCAAUAAGUAAAUAAAUUAUUGUGGUCUGAAACUCCCGUUUCCUAAGCAAGGAUAGAUUCGGACAAGGAUAGAUUCAAACAUUUUGCCUGCUUGAUGGCUGUAUCAUUUCUAUUUUUCAUUUGUUUUAUUUUCCUUAGAGUCAACGAAUUUUGUCUUCUGGUGUCGGCUUCUAUAAAAUGAACAGUUAUUGAAUCUGUAAAAGAAAAAAAAUCGGAAAAAGCAAAUCUAGGUUUAUUUUCAAUGGCAUGCGAUGACGCAAGGCAAUCAUGUCAUUUGCAAUUUCUGCCUGGGAAACCCUUUCGACCAAUCAGAUCGGAAAAUCAAUUUUCCUGUCAAAUCACUUGCCAAAUUGCCCUGGUGGGUAGCCAGUUGCCCGUCAGUCGCCCUGUAAUAAAAGUGCUACACCCUCUAGUCUCUCCGUUUACACUCGCAUAAAAUUUGUAUAACCUCCCUGCCUUCGCCAAGUCUUUCCCUGUCUUCAAUCUUCCCAAAAUUUUUCAUGGCCUCACAAUUGAUCCUACUCGUUUUUCCUUUGGCUUUAUUUUGUCCACUUUCAACUUCAUCCUCUGAUGGUCUAUGGGCGGGCUCAUGUCUAGCGGUGGAGACUGCAGGUGAUGUGUUGACUUCACCUGAUGGCACUUUCAAUGCUGGUUUCCACCCUGUCGGCCAGAAUGCUUAUUCCUUUGCGAUAUGGUUCAACAAACCAUCCUGCGGUGCUAACAAUUGCACCAUAGUUUGGAUGGCAAAUCGGGACCAACCAGUUAAUGGUAGAGGCUCAAAGCUCUGUAUACUGAAAUCAGGUAACCUUGUUUUAAACGAUGCUGGUAGUAUCCCAGUUUGGGAAACGAAAACAGUCUCGCAGUCCCCUACCCAUUUAAAACUCGCUGAUGGCGGUAAUCUCAUCCUGCGUAACUUUGAAGGCCUUAUAUUGUGGCAAAGCUACAAUUCACCCACGGAUACUCUGCUUCCUCUUCAACCAUUCAAUGAGAACUCGAAGCUCAUCUCAUCAAGAAGCCAAGGAAACUACUCUUCGGGUUAUUUUCAGCUUUAUUUUGACACUGAUAAUGUCCUUUCCCUUAUGUACAAAGGUCCUGAGUUUUCAAGCGUUUACUGGCCAAGUCCAUGGCUUUUGAGUUGGGAAGCUGGAAGAUCCACGUUCAAUAAUAGCAAAAUUGCAAUUCUGGAUUCUUUGGGCAAUUUUAGUUCAACCGAUAAUUUUACUUUCUUGUCAGCUGAUUAUGGCUCAAAGAUUUCAAGAAUGUUGAAGAUAGAUUUUGAUGGCAAUAUUCGACUGUAUAGUCUAAAAGAGGAUGGAGAAACUUGGGUUGUUUCAUGGCAAGCCUUCCCUCAACCAUGCAUGGUUCAUGGAUGUUGUGGACCGAACAGCAUAUGCAUUUAUAUUCCUAACUUUGGCAGGAAAUGCUCUUGCAUUCCAGGAUAUAAGAUGAAGAAUCAUACUGAUUGGUCUCUUGGAUGUGAACCAGAAUUUCAUCUUUCUUGUAACCAAACUGAGGUUGGUUUCCUGAAACUCCGCCAUGUUGAAUUUUAUGGUUAUGAUUUCAACAUGUAUCCUAAUGUCACCCUAGAGGAUUGCAAGAAAAUGUGCUCACAGAUGUGUGAUUGCAAAGGUUUUCAAUACAGAUUUAUUAAAGCCCAUGAAUCAGAUGGUAUAUACUGUUAUCCCAAGACACAAUUGUUGAACGGACAUCGCCCACCAAAUUUUAAUGCUGAUUUAUACGUGAAAGUGCCCAAGGCUACUGUCUCCGUUUACAGUGACACUAGUCAAGAUUUCGAGUUACAAUGUUCCAACCAAGUGCAGCAGCUGGAGCGAAAAUAUUCCAAAAUCCGCGAAAAUGAGUCAUUGAAAUUUGCCCUUUGGGUGGCAUGUGCAGUUGGAGGACUUGCGUUUCUUACCAUUUUCUUGGUAUGGUGUUUCUUGAUUAGAACCAACGGCAAUUCAAGCCCAAAGGAAGGUUACCUUCUCGCUCCAACUGGCUUCAGAAAAUUCACCUAUGCUGAGCUGAAAAAGGCGACAAAUAAUUUCUCAGAAGAGAUUGGAAAAGGUGCAGUAGGAAUCGUGUACAAAGCCACACUGUCCGAUGGACGAGUUGCAGCAAUCAAGCGACUCAUUGAUGCUAACCAAGGGGAAGCUGAAUUCCUAGCAGAAGUAAACACCAUUGGAAAGCUUAAUCACAUGAACCUGAUAGAGAUGUGGGGCUAUUGUGCGGAGGGAAAGCAUAGGCUUCUGGUGUAUGAGUACAUGGAACAUGGAUCCUUGGCUGAAAACCUCUCUUUUAAAGCACUUGAUUGGAAAGAGAGAUUUGAAAUUGCUGUGGGAACCGCAAGAGGCUUAGCUUAUUUACAUGAAGAAUGUUUGGAAUGGGUUCUCCAUUGUGAUAUAAAGCCUCAGAACAUUCUCAUAGACUCUAAAUACCAGCCUAAGGUGUCAGAUUUUGGCCUGUCUUGGAUGCUAAAUAGGGGCGAUGUUAAGUAUUCAAAAUUCUCUAGGAUCCGAGGAACUAGAGGUUACAUGGCACCUGAGUGGGUCUUCAAUCUGCCUAUCACCUCCAAAGUAGAUGUCUAUAGCUAUGGAAUCGUUCUACUGGAGUUAGUGACAGGAAGAAGCCCUGCAAUGGGAAUCCAAGUGACAGAUAAUGAAAGUCCAAAAGAGGAAAGGCGAACGUUAGUUGCAUGGGUGAGAGAGCACAUGGCAAGAGCCAAAGAGACCGAAACAUGGAAGCAUGAGAUAACUGAUCCCAAGCUGGAAGGGAUAUAUGAUGGGGCUGAGAUGCUAAUUCUGGUUACGGUAGCUCUGCGAUGCGUUCAGGAAGAAAAAGACGCAAGACCGACGAUGGGUGAAGUAGUUGAGAUUCUCCUUCGUCAUGAAAGCCAUUGACCCACAGAGGAAUUAUUUCCUGCUAAACAAAUGAGUCGGCGACUAGUCACUAUCUCUCUAAUCAGGUCAAUAUUUAAGGUUUAUCUGUUUUAGUGUUUGUUAACUAGGAUCUUUCCUGUCAAGAAAAUAA
Durio zibethinus is the source of this 3403-nucleotide messenger RNA. RefSeq names its product putative receptor protein kinase ZmPK1. The record is from RefSeq and is a predicted model, not a curated record. NCBI's taxonomy places the organism in Eukaryota, Viridiplantae, Streptophyta, Magnoliopsida, Malvales, Malvaceae. Gene Ontology annotation, molecular function: ATP binding; protein serine/threonine kinase activity. Gene Ontology annotation, biological process: protein phosphorylation; recognition of pollen.